CUCCUACGACUGCCUCCUGGAUGACCCCUUUGAGCACCAGUGGCCCACGUUACCCGAGCUGCCGGGCAUUAACUACUCCAUGGAUGAGCAGUGCCGCUUUGACUUCGGCGUGGGCUACAAGACGUACACGGCGUUCCGCACCUUCGACCCCUGCAAGCAGCUGUGGUGCAGCCACCCGGACAACCCCUACUUCUGCAAGACCAAGAAGGGGCCACCCUUGGAUGGGACCGAGUGCUCUCCAGGCAAGUGGUGCUUCAAGGGUCACUGCAUCUGGAAGACGUCGGAGCAGCCUUACAGCCAGGAUGGCAGCUGGAGCUCCUGGUCCAAGUUCGGCUCAGCGCCCAGGGCCCACGGGCGGCGAGGCGUGCGCUCGCGCAGCCGGAGCUGCGACAACCCACCCCCGGCGUAUGGUGGACGCCACUGCCCGGGAGCCACAUAUGAGUAUCAAGUGUGCAACGCCGAGGAGUGCCCGGCGCCCUACCAGGAUUUCCGUGCCCAACAGUGCUCCAAACGCAACUCCUACUACACCCACCAGAACAGCAAGCAUGCCUGGCUUCCUUACGAGCAUCAGGACGAUGCUCAGAAGUGUGAGCUGAUCUGCCAGUCCGAGGGAACGGGGGACGUGGUGUUCAUGAAUCAGGUUGUUCACGACGGUACCCGGUGCAGCUACCGAGACCCCUACAGCAUCUGCGUCCGGGGCGAGUGCGUGCACGUCGGCUGUGACAAGGAGGUCGGCUCCCUGAAGCAGGACGACAAGUGCGGGGUCUGCGGGGGGGACAACUCCCACUGCCGGACAGUGAAGGGCACGCUGGCCAAGACCCCCAAGCAGCCGGGUGUUUUGAAGAUGUUUGAGAUUCCAGCUGGGGCGAGGCACCUUCAGAUAGAAGAGAUGGAGCCGGCGUCCCACAGCAUCGCUGUUAAGAAUCAAGCCACAGGUAACUUCAUCCUUAAUGCCAAGGGCAAAGAAGCUAAAAGCCAAGUGUUCAUUGAGAUGGGCUUGGAGUGGGAAUACACCAUUGAACAUGGCAAGGAGAGCCUGAAAACCAGCGGUCCUCUGCACGAGGCCAUCAGCGUUUUGGUCAUCCCUCAGGAGGAGGAGGUGAGGAGCAGCCUGAUGUACCGGUACAUCAUCCACGAAGACUUGCUGCCCAUGAUCGGAAACAACAAUGUCCUGCUUGAGGAGAUGGAUUCCUACGAGUGGGCCCUCAAGAGCUGGUCUCAGUGCUCCAAGGCAUGCGGAGGAG
Molecule: messenger RNA, 1244 nt
Organism: Pelecanus crispus (Dalmatian pelican)
Lineage: Eukaryota; Metazoa; Chordata; Aves; Pelecaniformes; Pelecanidae
Source: RefSeq, a predicted model, not a curated record